This is a messenger RNA of Motacilla alba alba, 11658 nucleotides long. It is a transcript of the gene SLX4, whose product is annotated as SLX4 structure-specific endonuclease subunit. The transcript has 19 exons. Gene Ontology annotation, cellular component: Slx1-Slx4 complex; nucleus. The record is from RefSeq and is a predicted model, not a curated record. Gene Ontology annotation, biological process: interstrand cross-link repair; meiotic DNA double-strand break processing; DNA replication. NCBI's taxonomy places the organism in Eukaryota, Metazoa, Chordata, Aves, Passeriformes, Motacillidae. Gene Ontology annotation, molecular function: DNA binding; enzyme binding. Bases 5138 to 10627 code for a protein of 1829 amino acids.
AAGCUUAAAUAGAUUUCCUUAAGAGACACAGUCAAUCUGCAUUAAGGACACAGCACAGGACUCCAGAAUCCCAGCACUAAGUGAAACAGACCCCUCCAGGAUGCAGAGGCAUGAGAAAAAAUACCUGCUGGAUUUGGGUGAGGCAGUAAACACAAACUUACAGCACCUUCAAGAGGCUCUGCCCAACACCUGCUCAGCUGAAAGUUCUUCCCAGGGCAGUUCUGGGUCUGCCCAAACCUAACCCAUUGAAAUCAUGUUGUUUCCCAGUAACUCCUGCGUUCAUAAAUUCCUGAGCUUUCAGAGAAUCUAUGGAAGCUUUGCUGCAUAUUGGAAUUACCCUGUACUAAGUCCUUUCCAGCUGGUUUUCUCCCCUAUUGUUUGGGAAGAAAAGGAUAUUAAAAUCUAUUUUGCUCUCUACCCAGUACUGCUCAGCACCUGAUGCUUCUGCAGUGAGUGAAACAUGGGUUCUCCUCUUCUUUCAUCAGCAGGAAGGUUUUCUACCAGGAAAAAAAAAAAAAAAGGUCAUUUGUUCUCCCUCUGUUCUCAGAAUGAUCUUUUGUUUCUUUGUUACCUCCCUUUUUACACUUCACCUGCAUCUUCCCCGGGGCACUCCAUGGGUGAUGCUGUGGUUUGGUGCAGCCCAGGCCAGGAGAGGAUUUUCUCAGCCUGGACACUCAUUCUCCCAGGAUAAGAGGUGUUCCUUGGUACUGGAGCUCCUUCUCGCAAGAAUUUCAUCUAAAAUCACAAAAUCCUUCCCAUCACAUCCCUCCUGGAACUGGUUUGACACGCAAACAAGUGGGAAUAAGUAAAGUCUGCCAUUAAGUCCUGGCUGAAAUGGAAGAGCUGGCAGGAGCACAGGGACCAAAAGCUUCAGUAAGUACUCAAAUUUGUAAAGACUCCUGAUGGUCUCAUUGUUAAAUCUAUUUACAGCAGCAGGAAAGAUGAAAAAUUAGGGAAAGAAGCAGUUUCUUCCUCUUUUUAAAUCCACAUGGCAAAAGGGAUUGUAAUGAGUUGUCCAUUAAACAUCCAUCCAAUGUUAUUCCAAAUGCCAUGACAGGAUCUGCAGGGGAUUUGGGGUCAGUUAAUCCAGAAGCAGACUGAGGAGCCAAGCAGAGCUUGUUCUUCUGCAGCCCAAGUAAACAAGGCAUAACUGUGGUUAAAACCCAGUCCAGAGCUGGACCAAUACACCAGUCCUUCGUGGAACUGUGCCACAUGAAAGCCUUUGAAACCCAGGAAGGCAGAGCUGAGGCAGGAGGCAGAGGGAGAUUCAGCUGCAGUUUUGUUUCUCAGUCCCUGGCCCUGCUCCGUCCCAAGCAGUUUAGCGGGUAUUUUAUAAAACAAGUGUUCAAAGUUACCUUGCACCAUGCUGCAGGAAAUCAAAGGACAGGGAUUAGGGGUUUUAGAUGGGAACUGUAUUUUUAAUGUGUUUAGAGAUCCUUUAAUGCCCAGUGCCCUGGCUGAGUGGUGGUGACUCUUCUUGGAAAUGGUAAUUCAUUUCACUUCCCAGGAGAACCAGAUGGAUUUUGGUUUAUACCACUCAAACUCGUGCCAUGUGAGUUACUGAAAGGAAACAGGCUUGUUUUCCCGGCAGGCCUACAAGAGGAGAUGGAUAUAGUGGCCUGUACCAUCCCAAAAUUCACACCUGAGAGGAAAACAAACCAAGCUGCUCUUGAGGAAAAUGCUGCCUUUUCCUUUGUUUGGCCCUUUCAAGCCUCUGUGCUGAGUUUGCACCGAACUGUCAUCCAGAAAGGAGAUUAACACAAUAAACUGAUGCAAACCCAAACCUUCCUCAUUGGAAUGGCCUCAGUGGCUGCUUCCUGAAUUGAAUCAAUUUGUAUGAAAAGUUUAUCUGAAGAUGCCAAAGAGCCAACAUGUUACAACUCUUAACAGAAAGCGGGGGAUCUGCUCUUAAACUGAGCAGAAAGUAAGUGAAACAAAAUUUUGAGCAACGCUGACUGCAGCACACUGGGGAUGAGUAUGUACACUCUGUAUAACAUGUAAUUUGUCUAUUUAUAGAUAUGUAGAUAAUAUUUACUAUCAAUCCCACUGCACAGCCACUCCUAGCAGCUAUUUUGAAAACCUUUUGAUGUCAGCAAUAACGUUCACAAGUCCCAUCGUGGUGGGUGUCUGCAGAGACACCCCAAAGGCCCAGGGUGCCAGUAAAUAUCCUGCCUCUCACAGCGUGUCCCAAGUGCUGUGACUCAGGGCUGUGCACACGUCCAAUUAAACCAAAAUUUUCAUUCCGGAGCCUAAACCACUGGAGCUCUGAGCCAUAUCUGAUACAGAGCAGCUCCCUGGGGGGGAGGAAAAGUGAAUUAUUGAAAAAUUGGGAGUGCGAGUCAGAUCGGCAGCCCGAUUUUGGGAGGGCUGCUUCUCCUCGCUGCAGCUGUCACUGCUGCUGCAUCCUGCAGCUGGUGUUGGGGACAAAUAGUGACCAGAGAACCACGUCCUUGCUGCCUUGAAUGUGCUGUGAGAUAGAUGGCCAUUUGGUAGCCAGGAUGGACCGUUAAGUGCCAGUGCUUCUGGAUGCAUCUUCCCUGGGAAUCCCACAGUUCAUCUGGCUUUUGAGUGCCUCUGAGUUCAGUUUAGGGCAUUGUGACACGAGGUGCUCUUGUGCCUUGCUGUGGUUCCUGUGUCUUGGUUCAGAACUGGAGUAUUUUCAGGCUGUUUGUGCAAUGGGCUCUUGCAAGUUCUUGCAGGAUUUUCUUCUGAGGGCUCCUAAUUCCCAUCAGUGCAGCAACUUGAGCAAGAGCUUGAAUAAACCAACAGAAGUGUUGAAAGACACAAACCAAAGGAUUUCUUCUCCUCAGUUUUGCACUGACAGGGGCACGGUGCAUCUCCAGGGGAGAUUCACUGCAGAAAAUACACCCCUCAGUUCUCCCAAAAUAACCAUUCUUUGUUUAAAAUUCAAGGGUUUCCAGCUAAAAUGGUUUGGACAGAUUCAAAAUUAAAUUGCUUUGCUGGAAGUGAAAACUCACAGUGCUUCAAGAGCUUCUUUCAUUCUCAAAGUUGUAGUUGAUUCCUUUCUCUUAAGGUUUCCGAACAGGCAAUGCCAUAACAGCCUCAGCUUCUUUUGGUGACGUCAAAUCAUGGAGUGAGAUGUAAUUAUGGGACAAUGUUAUGUGUAAAGGAGACAUCACACCGUUCACCAUUAGAACUGAGUUGCAGUUAUUAGUGAAGUGCCUGCCUUGAUGUUUUCAAAGCUCCAGCAUGUUCUGUGUACCACCAAGCCUCUCUCCUCUGCCUCCUGGCCUGUUAUGAAAUGCUGCUCAGGAGUGAUUUUGGUUCUUGCCACAGCCAGACCAAGCAUUGAGAAAGAAGUUCUGAUUUCAACACUGAAAUCAUAAUUUCAACCACACAUUCAAAAUGCAGAUCCAGCAUAUGAACCCUCCCACCCCAUCUCAGGUGAUUUUACACCUGCAAACCUCUGGCCACAAUUAGCUAAUGAUUUGGAGGAAAUUACUGUUGAUCCUGACUCCAAGGUGAUACUCAUUGAGGAUCCUGAGCCCUGAGGAGAUAAUGUAGUGAGUAGAGCACUUGUUUUCCUGCUCAACUCCAAGCAGAAAAAAGUACAAAAAAAGAGGCAAUGUUCUUUUGACAGAAAAGCUCGAGUUAUGCCACUGCUCACCGUGAAAUUUCAGUGUUGCCAUCAAUUUCCACAUGAGCAGCACAGCAUUGAUUACAACCCCAAAACGUUACAAUUGUAACGGGCUUCAGCUGCAGCUGCACAGCCGGCACAAGUGCGCCUGAGGGUUUAAGGUGGAGACGAGUGAUUUUAAAUGGUAGCUUCGUGCUCACGAGCAGGUGCUGUGUAUUUCUCUCCCUACUUAAAAUUUAUAUUUUUAUCAAUAGAUUGCUUGAUUUCUAUAUACUGGAACUCCUUAAAAAUACAAACGAGCCGUGCUGUACCAUAUGCUCUCCUCUUUCGGUGGUGUUGGCCAUUCGCCUCAGUGACAGAAGGCGCCAAGGACUUGAUCGAACGCCCUCCAUGUUCUUACUUUACGUUCCCGCCGGGCUCCUUGGGGCCGUGAGGCGGGACGUGGUGCCCGGGCAGCCGCCGGUGGCCGCGGCCCGCCCGCUUCGUGCUAGGUUCGCCUCAGCAGACACCGCCGCCCCGACGGAGAGAGGCCCAGGCUGUACUCCGGGGACGACGAGGGGCAGCGCCCCGGACCGCUCGGCCCCGCCGCGGGGCGGGAGGAGCCCCCCGGCCCCGUGAGGGGAAUGGAAGGCGGGGGCGGGCGGGAACGAGCUCCAUUACAACGGACGGCGGGAAGGCCGUGCGCACGCGCGGUAGCGUGAGGGCCCCGUCCACGUCCCGCCGGCCGGGCCUGCGCGUGCGCACCGUGCCCGCAGCGAGCGGAACGACACGGCCGGAGCCCCGCGCAUGCGCUCCCGCCGCGCUCCGGGGCUCCCCGCCGUGGCGGUGGCGCGGGCAGGGCCGCCAGCCCGGGCCGCGGACAGUUAUCUGGACACCAGUAAAGAAUAGCAGAGCUGGCUGACAUGGUCACAGUUAUCCCUGUUGGAGUGGAGUCAGGCACCUGGAGGAGCUCCCACUGAGGUUUGGAAGGAUGCUGGGCUGGCCAGGGGUUCCCUUUCCUGUCAGCUUGAUCCUGGUGGUUGGGAUCUCUCCCAGCUCAGUUCCCAAGAGGAGAUAUAAAGUGAAUGUUUUAUUCUGGAGACGUGUUGGUAGAGGGCCACUUUGUUGUGUUCUGUUUUUCAUUCUUACUGGGCCUGCUUUGUACCAUUUUGCUGAUCCAUGUUUACUUGAAGGGCACGGCUGGGCUAUAGAUUUGGCACCUCACUGAACAGGGCUUUCGUAAGUGUCCCUCUGAUGCUCUGUAGCUUACCAUGAUGGUCCUGCACGUGCUCUGCACAAACUGAGGUGCCUACCUUAUGAUCCAGAGUCUUCUGUAGAACCAGCUUCGAAAGCAGGUGAGGUCCUUGGAGAGAAAACAUGCUCUGCUGAAUGUGGAUUAAGUGUGGAAGAAUGAACUGUUGGAAGUGCCCAUUCUGUCUGGUGACCUCACUGGAGUCUGGAGAAUGGACAUCUCUGAGGUGCUGGAAGGGCUGAUGCAAAUCUGACUGAUUCUGGUGCUUUCCCCUGCCCUACAGUCCUCACAGUGUUCCUGGAAAGCCAAUGGAUGAGCAGGACAAUGAUUUUAAAGAGUUGUGGGCAAAUAUUUUGAGUGGGGCAAAGAAAAAGGCUGGGGAUGCUGAGGCAGCAAAGAGGGUUCAGAACAGGCCAAAGAGCACCACAACACGAAGCAAAUUAAGAAGAGGCAAAGCUGCUGCUAAGAGCCAAACCCAUCAUCACUUACCAGCAGUGAAGGAGAAAAACUUACUUCAAAAUCUGGGUCCAAAGGAGCAAGCAUUGGUGCACGAAGAAGAUGAUGAUGCUGCAGCCUGGAGUGGUGAGACUGCACAGGGGGAUGGGGCAAGAAGCCCUCUCCCUGCCAGCCAGCUGAGCACAGGGACCUCUGAGUGCAGCCAGAGGUCUCUGGCAGGAUCCUGCUCCUCACCCACCCCCAAGGUGCGGGUGGCAGAGCUGGUGGUGGAGAGAAUGCAGCAGUUCAAGAGGGUGGCACCUGAGCAGCUGAAGCACAGCUCGGACGGGAGCAUGCCAAAGGCUGCGGCCAGCGGGGAUUGCCCUGCCUGGAGCCAGGAGCAGAAGCCUCCUGAGGAUGAUACCCACCAUCUCCCAUCCGUGGAACACGACAGUGUUCUGGCUUUGGCUCUUCAGCAGGAAUCCAAGGAGGAAGCCCUGGCAAGCCUGGAGGAUGCGGGCUUGUUCUUCUGUCAGAUCUGCCAGAAGGAUCUCACAGCCAUGAACACCCUGCGGCGAGAGCAGCACGUCAACAGGUGUCUGGAUGAGAUGGAAGAAGCACAGAUGUCGUCCUCCAGCAAACCAGUGGUCCCUGAGUGUCCCAUCUGUGGGAAGCAGUUCCAAACCCCGCAGAGCCGAGUCAGUCACCUGAAACGCUGUGCUGUGGAGAUGGAUGUGCCUCCCAGCCUGCUGCUUCAGGCAGUGCAGCUGCAGGUGGCCACGCUUGGUGACGCUGCUCUUCAGUGUCCCAGCAAUCAGCCCAGCAGGGCAAAGCGGAAAGGCCCCUCCAACGAGGACUUGAGGAAAACACAGAAGAGGGCCAAAAUGGAGCCUAAGGAUGAAGAUUUGCAGGUUGCCAUGGCAAUGUCACGCUCUCUAUUGGAGCAAGAAAAGCAGGAACAAGCAAAAUCAGUUACAAAUGUGAAAGCAGUGGCUGCUUUCCCGAUCAAAUGGAAGCCAGGAUCAGAGAAAAAAAGGCGUAGGAAAGGCACCAGUGCCCCUCCACCUCUGCUGCUCCAGGACCCGGAGAAGGUCCACAAGAGGAUCCAGGAGAGAGUAGCUAUGAUGCUGACAGAAGAGGUGGAAUUCCCUCCCACCCCUCAGCUGCCCACUAGCAGGAUUCUGGAGGACAAAUCUGGAAAAGCAGCCUGGCUCAUGCCAUUGUGCAAAGCCAAGAAAUGCUUCUUAUGGAACAUCAGUGCUCUGACAGGACCCUGUGACCCUGAAUCAUUCUACACUGCAGCCUUAACCCCUCCAAUUGUACCCUGGAAGCCUGUGCAGAAUAAGGCAGAGAGCCUUCAGCCAUCACUGGGAUCUCAUCAGCCAAAAGUAUCCCAGCAAACUCAGCCUGACCUCAGUUCUCAGGAACCCACUUGCACAAAAGUUGGAGGCCAAACUUCUGAUGAAUCCAAGCCAGGCCCUGAAGGAGAUGGGCAGCUUUUAUCCCCGAGCCAGAAGGACAUUCAGACCCUGCAGGACCUGGUGGAGUUGGCCAGGGAAGGACUCACCCUUACUCAGUGGAACCUUGACACUGGCCAUGUUCAGGCAGCAGAGCAGCCAGGAGAAGAACUGACUUCCAGUGAUCCUCCACUUAGUGGCUUUGUGCCCCCAUCCAAGAAGAAGAGCCUCCUCAGGAGCAGCAGUAAAAGAUCCUCUCUCGGGCUGCUGGCUCAAGAUUUUGGUGCCAUGGUCAACAACCCCCACCUGAGUGAUGUCCAGUUCCAGGUGGACAGCGGGGACGUCCUCUACGCCCACCUGUUCGUGUUGUACGCGCGGUGUCCGGCGGCGGCUCAGGCUGUGCACAGCGAGGGGCUGCUGGUGGAGGAGGACGGGGCCGCGCCGACGCGCCGGGCGCUGCUGAGCGAUGUGUCGGCCGAGGCUGUGGCUGCCUUCCUGCGGUACCUCUAUGCUGCUGACACCAACUUCCCUGCUGGGCUGCGGCCCCAGCUGCAGGCUCUGGCUGCCAGGUUUGGUGUGAAGGAACUGAUGGCAGAGUGUGAAAGCAGCACUGGAGAGAGCCAGGUGUCCUUCGGAGUGGAUUCAGAAGAUGAUCUUAUCUCUGUGAGGGAUGAUGAAGAUUGUGAGGACAGAGCUGAGAACUUCCAAGACCUCUUGAAGUCAGUGUGGGUGGGUGAAGAUGAGGAAGAAGGAGCUAUGCUGAGCCCUGAGUGCCAGAAGGAGGAUGACAGUGAGGUGGGAGAACAAGAGCUGGAGGAAAUCUAUGAGUUUGCUGCAACUCAGAAAAAGAUGGCUCAAGGUGAAAGAGAGGUGAGCAAGGGAACAGUCUGCAGCAUCUGCAGUGACACCGAGGCAGCCCAAGGUACAAACCAGCAAACUGAGCAGGAAGAGGUAAAGAGACCUGAAUCUGUUUCAGUAAGCAACAGCCUCAAAGAUCCAAGAGAUGGCAACAGUGUGGAAAGAUCUAAAUGUGACUUGUCUGCACAAGAAGAGAAGAUACAGAAUAUAAAUAGGUGCAAGAGCAUGAAUGAUCCACAGACCUCUAUUGUGCCUCACCACACUAAACCUCAGAAAUGGGAUGGAACAUCCCAUGGUGCUAAUGAAGGAGGGGCUCUUGGGGAAUGUGAGGAUGUGAAGCAUUCCAGGUCACCUCAGGUCUCACAUGACAAGGCAGAUCACUGUGAAGAGCAGUUUCCUGGUUUCCAGGGUGAUACUGGUAUAAAUGACAGCUAUGAACGUUUGUUUUCUGCCUCUCAGGGGAAUCACUGUGAACCUUCCCCAGUGAAAGGAGUUACCAAAGAAUCAGGAAAAUCCCCUAGUAAAAAACAUAUUGGUCUUAAUGAUUCACUUGUGUUCAGCAAGUCACAAAAAGACUGCUCUCCAUGUAAGAAUGGAUUUUGUGGGAGUCCAACUCCCCUGCCUAAUGUGUCCCUUUUUCCUGCUCUUGGCUCUUCACCUGCAUCUCCAAAAUCAGAGGGAAGGUUUGCCAGGGAGCAUGUGUCAACACCAAAGCAAAACAAAAAGGAAAAAUCAUUCCCAUCUGAUGAAAUACACUCCCAGAAAGCCAUGGAGCUGGGUGCUGCAUCAAAAAAUGAGAUCACAGUUUCUCCAGCAGAGCUUCCUCCCAGUGAAUCAAACAAGCACACACAUGUCCCAGUGUUGUCAUCACCAGGCAGGACUCAGGAUGCUGCAGCUCAGGGGAUCAAGGAGGGUGAUGUUAUUGUUUUAUCUUCUUCUGAUGAUGAAAUGGAGUUACAACAAGGCAAGAAGCUGCCAGAGUCUGACUCUGCUCUGAAGGAAGUGGAAGUCCCUGGGCACCUGAAGUGUACAGACAUGGGACAAGGUCCUGACAUACCAAAACCUGACCAUAACUCAUCAGUCCCUGAAACAGAGCAGAGAUCAGCCCAGGUCUCAUGUGGCAAUACAGACACAGAGUGUGUAAGUGGUGAUGUAAAGGUGUCCCCUGAAUUUCCUCUCAGCAGACAAACAGGUGCUUGUAGAGAGACCAAACAGAGUCCGAACCUGAGUCCUGGGAAGAGGCCCAGUAAUGAAAUGUCUCCAGGUACAGACAGCUCCUGGCUUGUGCCAGGAACACCUGUUCUGAGCAGAAGCAGAAGCUUUUCAACACAGACUCUGGUCACAAGUAUUAAUUCUUUAAAGGGUCCAGGAUCUAAACUCAGCACUAAGAACUUAGUAGCAGGUAAUAGUAACCAUGAAAUGGCUGGAAAUUUAAUUAAAGUUCAUGAAACAACAUUGUCAGACAAACAUUUGCCUAUGGAGACCUUGGCCAGUGGAAGGAGCCCACCCAGCAGCCCAGCAGCAGAAUCCUUUUCCAAGAACCCCCAUCCAGUUUCUCCAGUAGAUCCAGUUCUCCUCUCCCCUGGCCACACCAGCACAGAAGGCAAAUGUGCCACUAUCUCAGGUUUACCCACACUGGUGCCUCCGUGCCAGGAGCAGCCACUGGAAGAUAAAAUCAACAUCAGUGUGGUUGAGCUGGAGGACAGUGACCGGGAAGUAAGUCUGCCUUCUCUGGGUAGCAGUGUCCUGCUGUGUGAGGAGCCCCCAAUCCCUGUUGAUGACUGCUGGCACGUUGGGUAUCUGUCACCAGCCAGAGGUGACAGCCAUGACUCCGGCCAGGUCAGCCGUGCAAAGACCAGCAUGGCCAGCAGCCCCAGCCCUGGCUCUUGGCAGGAGCAGGGGGAGAGCCCAGUCCAGGUGCAGGGAAUUCAGGGCAGCACCCCUCUCCAAGGAAGUCCUGCUGGCAGGAGAACAACUUUGCACUGCCCUGAGAAGAGCCCUAUUGAGCCCUGCUCAUCAGUGGGCAGCAGAGCCAGUUACCUGGACUCCAAAAUCUGGGAUGACUGGAAUGGAGAAGAGAAGGAAGAUGAACUUCCAGAGAUUCUGCCUCUGUCUCAGAGGCUGGCAGCUGCAGCAGGGGCCGGUGGGACAGAUCCUGUCAAGACUCCUGAACCUUCCUGUCAGGAGAACAACAGGUCCCCCAGCACUCCAGUGACACCCAUGCCAGCUUACUCCAUCAUGGAGACCCCGCAGCUGAAGAAGGAGCUGAGCAGAUUCGGUGUCCGUGCUCUCCCAAAGCGCCAGAUGGUGUUGAAGCUGAAGGAGAUAUUCCAGUACACUCACCAGGAUGGGGACUCUGACUUUGAGGAUGAAAUCUCCUAUUCCCAGCCCCUCCCACAGAAGUCCCCGAGGCAGCCAAAGGCAGGCCAGGCUGCGGGCAGGAAUCGCGCCGGCGCCCCGAGGGCUGUGGGCAAGAGGAAGCAGCUUGUCAAGGCCGAUGGUGCAUCCCAUGGAACAGGCUGUGCCGCACCCAAGAACAGAACUAAAGUGACACAUCACCCAGAAGGAGCCAAAGAGCAGGACAGGCCAUCUCUGUCCCUGGCAGCUGAUGGCGAGGAGCUGCCGGCAUCCCAGGAGUCGGCACGUUCUUCGUUGGAUGGAAGUGACAUCUCCUUUGGUUCACAGAGUUCCUUUGUGAAUGGAUUUGAAACCCGUGGUUUUACAUCUGAGGAGGAGGAAGAGGAAUUUCCAGCAUCUCAAGCAGCAGCUCGGGAAGAGGAGAAGCUGGAGGCAGUCAGGUGCUACAUCCGCUCAAACACGGCCCUGUACAACAGGAUUCUCUUCUACGAGCCCAUCGAGCUGGCUGAUCUGCACGCAGAGCUCAAACAGAAUGGCAUUAAAAUUUCCAAGGCAAAGCUGCUGGACUUUCUGGAUUCUCAGUGCAUCACAUCUACCAUGGCCAGAGCCCGGAAAGAGCAGGAGCAGAAAAGGAAGGAGAGCAGAAAACAGAGACGGCGAUACCGAGUGAAGCCCACCCCUACGUGCUGAAAAUCCUGUACGUGGAUUGCUGCCGAGCUGGAAAGCCCCGUUCCCUGCUGCUGCUGCUCCGGCAGCAGGCGAUGGGUGGAGCACUGCUGCUCCUCGUGGCCUGAUCCCAGGUGACAUCCUGGAGAACGGGCCUGAGCUGCGCUCCCAUUGCCGGCCCUCUGCUCUGAUUGCACAAACGCCCCGUGGCUGCCCUGCCUUCAGCACACAGCUCACCUGCAACCUCUUUUCACCCAGUUUGACUCUUGUGCCUUUUCUUUCCAUUAUUCCAAUAGAUCUUAACUCCUCAACUUCUCUUUAUGCUGGUGCUUCCCUCAGUGCCAGGACCUGUUUCCUGGAUUUGGGCUGUGAAAUGGCUCACCCUUCACGUUCCAGGAUUCAAUCCACUCUGUCAAGCACUGCCUGUUUACACCCCUGUGACUUCCAUCCUCACUUCUUCAGCACAGUUUGCACUGCUGAUUUUUAAGGCAGGGAAUGCUCUGGAAAUACAGAAAAGGCUUUUUUUCUUGCUUCACUUGGCAAUCUCUACUAAAACUCCUAAAUCUGUGUUUCUGAAAUGGCUGCAGAACAGGGCAGGGGUUUGUUCUGUUCCCUUUGUGACACCUCCCAAAAGCACCCCUGACACCUGAUGUCACAGGAAAGCCCCUGGCAGAGGUGUCUUUAAGAAAAUAUUUAAGUGAGCACUGGAACUUUUCAGCACUUCUCACAGCUUGAGCUACUGCUUGGAUCAGUCCCAUUGCCAAACUGGACUGGUCCCAGUUGUAAAGUGUCUGUGACUUCUGGAGAAGUCUUGGACCCUAAAUUGUUGUAUUUUAUAUAUUGAAUAUUUACCUUCAUGACAACUUCUGACUUCUGGCAGUUCUGAGUGUGCAAAGGCUCACUGAAAAACAGGGACAGAACACAAAAAGAGGUCAGAUUUCUAGAUGUCUUUGUAUAUGUUGGACAUUUUUUUUAUACAUAAUUUGAUUUUUAUUUACAUUAUAUACAAUAAACAAUUUAAAUCCUGUCCAUUCUCAUAUGGAACAGUAAACAAA